AUGAACCACACCCAGAAAACGACACUAAGGGAAUGGAAUCCUAGUCCCAGUCCUAGUCCCAGUCCUAGUCCUGCUCCUAGUCCCAGUCCUACUCCCAGUCCCAGUCCUAGUCCCAGUCCUAGUCCUGCUCCUAGUCCUAGUCCCAGUCCUAGUCCCAGUCCUACUCCCAGUCCUAGUCCUGCUCCUAGUCAUAGUCCCAGUCCUAGUCCCAGUCCUAGUCCCAGUCCUAGUCCCAGUCCUAGUCCUGCUCCUAGUCCUAGUCCCAGUCCUAGUCCCAGUCCUACUCCCAGUCCCAGUCCUAGUCCCAGUCCCAGUCCUGCUCCUAGUCCUAGUCCCAGUCCUAGUCCCAGUCCUACUCCCAGUCCCAGUCCUAGUCCCAGUCCUACUCCCAGUCCUGCUCCUAGUCCUAGUCCCAGUCCUACUCCCAGUCCUGCUCCUAGUCCCAGUCCUACUCCCAGUCCCAGUCCUAGUCCCAGUCCUACUCCCAGUCCCAGUCCCAGUCCUACUCCCAGUCCCAGUCCUAGUCCCAGUCCUACUCCCAGUCCUGCUCCUAGUCCUAGUCCCAGUCCUGCUCCUAGUCCUAGUCCCAGUCCUAGUCCCAGUCCUACUCCCAGUCCUAGUCCCAGUCCUACUCCCAGUCCCAGUCCUAGUCCCAGUCCUACUCCCAGUCCUGCUCCUAGUCCUAGUCCCAGUCCUAGUCCCAGUCCUACUCCCAGUCCCAGUCCUAGUCCCAGUCCUACUCCCAGUCCUGCUCCUAGUCCUAGUCCCAGUCCUAGUCCCAGUCCUGCUCCUAGUCCUAAUCCCAGUCCUACUCCCAGUCACAGUCCUAGUCCUAUUCCCAGUCCUAGUUCCAGUCCCAGUCCUAUUCCCAGUCCCAGUCCUACUCCCAGUCCCAGUCCUAGUCCUAGUCCCAGUCCCAGUCCUACUCCCAGUCCCAGUCCUAGUCCUAGUCCCAGUCCCAGUCCUACUCCCAGUCCCAGUCCCAGUCCCCGUCCUACUCCCAGUCCCAGUCCUAGUCCUAGUCCUUGUCCCAGUCCUCGUCCCAGUCCCAGUCCCAGUCCCAGUCCCCGUCCUACUCCCAGUCACAGUCCUAGUCCUAGUCCCAAUCUGGUUCAGGUUCUGGUUCUGGUUCUGGAUCUGAAUCUAGAUCUGGAUCUGGUUCUGGUUCUGGAUCUGAAUCUAGAUCUGGAUCUGGUUCUGGAUCUGGUUCUGAUUCUGGAUCUGGUUCUGGUUCUGGAUCUGGGUCUGGAUCUGAAUCUAGAUCUGGAUCUUGUUCUAGAUCUGGUUCUGGUUCUGGAUCUGGUUCUGGAUCUGGUUCUGCCUCUGGUGCUAGUUCUGCUUCUGGUUCUUGAUCUGGUUCUGGAUUUAGAUCUGGUUCUGGUUCUGGAACUGAAUCUAGAUCUGGUUCUGGUUCUGGAACUGAAUCUAGAUCUGGUUCUGGUUCUGGUUCUGGUUCUUGUUCUGAAUCUGAAUCUGGUUCUGGUUCUGGUUCUGGAUCUGGAUCUGAAUCUAGAUCUGGUUCUGGUUCUAGUUCUGGUUCUGGAUCUGAAUCUAGAUCUGGUUCUGGUUCUGGAUCUGCUUCUGGUUCUUGAUCUGGAUCUGGUCCUCUAUUCAGUUCUGGUUCUGUAUCUUCUUCUUCUUGACUAA
This is a messenger RNA of Oncorhynchus kisutch (coho salmon), 1647 nucleotides long. Its product is annotated as vegetative cell wall protein gp1-like. NCBI's taxonomy places the organism in Eukaryota, Metazoa, Chordata, Actinopteri, Salmoniformes, Salmonidae. The record is from RefSeq and is a predicted model, not a curated record. The transcript is spliced from 3 exons. Bases 1 to 1647 code for a protein of 548 amino acids.